Molecule: messenger RNA, 2065 nt
Organism: Oncorhynchus mykiss (rainbow trout)
Lineage: Eukaryota; Metazoa; Chordata; Actinopteri; Salmoniformes; Salmonidae
Product: heme-binding protein 1
Molecular function (GO): heme binding
Source: RefSeq, a predicted model, not a curated record
AUUCGUGUGGCUCAGUGGCUGUAAAUCGUCAACUCGUCUAGUGAGCUAGGAGCAAGAUUCACUAUUUCAACCUAGUUGUACUACUAGGUAACAACAUCAGAUAAACACGUGAAUAGAUAUGUUCUGAUUUGAUUUGUCCAAUAAGGUCCGAGGAUCAAGGAAAGGAGUGUACAGCAUAUUUUAAGUGAAUCUCCUUAUGUAGGCAGGCUAGAUUAUGAAAUAAGAACAAGUUAUUUCAAAGGAAGCAAAAGCUACAAUAACACAGGCGAUAACAUAGCAUAAAGGGACAACGCGCGCAGCAGAGUGGUGACCUGGCCAGAGCGCGAUGUUUGGAAUGAUAAAGAAUACAAUUUUCGGGAACACCGAAGAAACGGACUACAAAUUGCUCAGCAGCGAGAUCAAGGAGGGGGUCAGCUAUGAGGUGCGGCGGUACGAUGGUGCAAAGUAUGCCUCAGUGAGCUCAGAGGGGCGGACCUUUGACCAGGUGACUGGGGAGCUAGUGAGGAAGCUGCUCAUGUACAUUGGGGGAAGCAACGACCAAGGGGAGGCAAUGGGGAUGACAGCACCGGUUAUCAUCACAGUAUAUCCCAGGGACGACGGUGUGAUGUCACGCCGUCUGGUGGUUAGCCUCAGGAUUCCCACCAACUACCAAGUCAGUCCCCCUGUACCCAUCGACAGUGCCAUCAGAAUCGAGGAUCGACCCGGCAUGACUGUCUACUCACUGCAGUUUGGAGGCUUCGCAGGGGAGACUGAGUACCGUGCAGAGGCCUCUCGCCUAACCAAAACUCUUGGUGAGACUGCCCCAUUUCAGCGGAAACAGUACUUCUGCUGCACCUACGACCCGCCAAUGAAACCCUACGGCCGACGCAACGAGGUGUGGUUCCUACAGGAGGAGCCAUAAGGGAAGCAUUAAGACCGACUCUUAAUAAUAAACUAUAGUCACUUCCUCUCCUUCAUCUUCACUGAUCACUCCACAUCUUGAUCUUCAUCCCCAAAAAAUUGGAUAUGUGAAAAUAAUAUGACAACAAACAACAGGGGAUUUGUUUUCAGAUCAGUGCAAAUGAAGGAGAGGUGAUGCAAAGAAGUGUAUUAGACUAUUGAAAGGUCAUAAAGGGGAGGGAUGGGCAGCGGGCUACAUAGUUACUGGUCCAAAGUAGUGCAAUAGUAUGGUACCAUUAUCAGUAACUGGAUAUUAAGUGGCCUGGGGUAGGAGCCACUAACCACAAUGUACCGCUGUGUUAUAGGUGGUACAUCAUUAAGUUCUUAUUUUGUACACCCAGGGGAUUGGAAAUAAACUAGGAAUUGAGCCAUAGAGUAGUGAUAGUCAAAUGUUUUCCUGAGUAUGAAUUAGUUGGUGGGGAGGGUAUGAAGGGGAAAUGUGUUAGUCAUUCCUUAAGUGUUAUCAUUUGAGAUGUCUAAUCCUUCUGUGAUGACAUGAAAACUUUAACACAGCAGUUGUGUGUAGUGAAUGUUUUGGCGUGCUUGUAUUUGGAGUCUUUGAAUUGUAAUGUUAUUAUGAUUCUUGAAACUGUAUUUUGAAAUACCUCUGUAUGGUGUGUGAUUUUCUGUGAAAAUAUGGAGUGACGAUAUCAUCAGGAUUUGAUAGCGUUUCAUAUCAUAUUUAUUCAAGAUAUUACUAAUACGAUUUUUUUGUGCAAAACUGACGUUUUCUUUUUUUUAGUUCAAUACAAAAGAAUGCUUAAAGUACUGGCACACCACUGUUUUGGAUAGGUUUUACAUAAACAUUUAUUUAUUAUUAGAUUUUGAAUCAAUAUGAAGAACUCAAAAUAAGGAGUAUGGUUUACAAACAAGAUAUUUCAGACAUUUGAUUAAUUUAAGCAGAUACUUAAAACCAACCAAACCUAUAACCUAAAACUAGUACAACAUGUCCUCACUAUGCACUAAAAUAGCAAUUAUUAUGGUCUGUUAGUCACUAUAACCCAGUUUAAACAGGAAUAAAUUAGUGGUUUUCACAGGUUAAUUCGUCACAACUGCAAGAAAGCACUGUGUAGCGGGCUAGCGGCUAAAUAAAUACAUGGCCUAGUAACCCCACACUUGUGUAAUU